AUGAAAGUUACUGUGGUUGCCUACAAUCCCAUCCUCCAGAUCGAAGCGACAAAAGCUGUCUACGCGGCAAAUCCAGCCUUCAGGUACGAUCCAUCCUGGAGUAUGGCCUACUUCAAGUCCGAUGCUCCUAAUGGAAUUGCGGUCGGUCCCUCCGGCAAGGGGGCGCUUGGCAUAGCCCCCAAUUUCUCUCUGUUCAACUCGUCGUCAACUGGCUCUUUCUCCCUUUCGUUUUACGGCAAGCUCAAGGUCCUGAACAUGUUCGUCACGCCAUUAGAUCCGGCUCAGCCCACGGCAAAUGUGACCUAUUCACUAGACGGCUACACUUGGACAACGGAAAUCAACGCAACUAGCAUGCCCAUGCCGGCGAACGCGACCACCAACACCAUCUGGCCAACUCUGGAUUUCGGACCAUUGGCACCAAACAUGACUAUGGGCAGCCACAACCUCACAGUUACUGUCGGUGGCGUGGUGGCAUCUUUCCGCCAGAUGGUAAUUGACCGCGGUUUUCAAACCGAGGCCAAUGAGCACAGCACGCCAGGAGAAGACACCUUUACUGAUAUCACCGACAGGACAGCUUCUUACAUUCCCAACCAGGCCGCCCAUUUGUACGCAGGGAGCGGGCGGCUGAACGCGGCCCCGAACGGGCCAUUCAUUUGCCCAAGCCCGGGUUCUUGGUCAAACGAUACCAAUUCCAACGGUAUGAAUAACAACGCAAUGCUUGGGAACCCAGGAGCCAGUUGCAGCAUCCAGUUGCCACUCAACACGACAUAUCUAUACGUUAAUGGUACAGGAAACUAUAACAGGGGAACAGUGACGUUCCGACUGUCAGCCCCGGUACCCGUUCCCGGCUUCCCAGCGAAAGUGUCCACCAGCAUACCUUACAUCUUCCCCCUUACCCUGUACGAGACGCCACUGGACCCGACACUCAUCUACAACCUCACCAUUGAGGUUGGAAACGAUGGGCAAGUCGGCAUCGACAUGGUUCAGGUUUGGUCGUCCCUGUCCUUUGGAGGUCCGACAGUCAACAUUACGGCAAAUGCCGCCGGCAACCCGGACCAGCCAUCCACAAGGCAAGGUGGAGGAAGGACCAACGUUGCUGCCAUUGCUGGCGGAGUGGUCGGCGGCGUGGUAGGGGCAUUGGUCAUUGCCGGAGCCAUAAUCUGGUUCUUGAGGAGGAGGCAGAAGUGA
Molecule: messenger RNA, 1188 nt
Organism: Vanrija pseudolonga
Lineage: Eukaryota; Fungi; Basidiomycota; Tremellomycetes; Trichosporonales; Trichosporonaceae
Exons: 7
Coding region: 1-1188 (395 amino acids)
Source: RefSeq, a predicted model, not a curated record